Messenger RNA from Periophthalmus magnuspinnatus, 1252 nucleotides. RefSeq names its product ADAM metallopeptidase domain 9 (gene adam9a). The annotation marks the transcript as partial. Gene Ontology annotation, cellular component: plasma membrane. The transcript is spliced from 9 exons. The record is from RefSeq and is a predicted model, not a curated record. Gene Ontology annotation, biological process: proteolysis. Lineage: Eukaryota; Metazoa; Chordata; Actinopteri; Gobiiformes; Gobiidae. Gene Ontology annotation, molecular function: metalloendopeptidase activity.
UUGACGCAGAGUAGGAUUCCAGGCGAGUUCAAGCGUAGGGGUCUGAUUGCUCCGGAGUUUACCCCCGAAACACGUCCCCAAGCGCGGCCAGGACCUGCGCUUCGGACCGGCCCUCACUAAAUCAGAACUAAACCGGGACUUAUCAGGGGCUAAACCGGGGCCAGCCGAUAUCAAACCGGGCUGAGGAGGAGAGAUGGAGGGAGCGCAGAAGAGGAAAAAACUGCCCUGAUCUCCCCGGUAGAAGAGGCCAGAGGACGGGGAUAAAACCCGCACCAAGCCGGGCGCUGGAGGACUGCGUAAAGACGCACGGAGCGGACUUUUGGAGCGGACUUUCGGACACGUCUCCGCGGCUCUUCGGUGGAGGGAGCGCGGUUGAAGGCAGUUUGGAGACCGGAGAGGAGCUCGGAGGUUAUUCACGGGGCAUCGGAGAAACGGUGGGCCGCGGGGCACCAUGGGAACUGGAGUCUUCAUCUGCGUCCUGCUGCUGUCCGCCCCGGCCGCAGCCCUGCUUCAGACCCAGCACCUGUCCUCAUAUCACCUGACUGUCCCUCGACCGAUCGGCGGGCGGCUGAGGCGGGGCUUAGACGGAGUGCCGCCCAAUCAGAUGUCCUACAUCAUAAAUGUGGAGGGACAGGACCAUGUAGUGCGCCUCCACAGGAACACGAUAUUGCUGCCUCCAGACUUCACUGUUUUCACCUACAGAGAUGACGGCUCCCUGCUCAGCUCCACCCCCCCUGUGCAGGACCACUGUCAUUACAGCGGAGAGGUGGAGGGGAUGGAGGACUCGUCUGUGGCUCUGAGUGUCUGCAACGGACUCAGAGGAGUGCUCCAUUUGACCCAUGACAGUUUUGGGAUCGAACCCUUAAACCAAGACUCACAUCAGGACCAGGACUCGGGGCAGCACCUGGUGUACCGCCUACAGGAUGUGACAUCACAGCCGAGUGGAUGUGGCACUGCUCACCAUGACGACCACGGGAACGCCACAGAGCAUGCUCAGUCUGGUCCAGAGGAGAUCCCCCACAGACCACACACCAGGAGGAAGAGGGCGGUGCUGCACCAGACUCACUAUGUGGAGCUUCUCCUGGUGGUGGACAAUGAGCGGUUUAAUUUCAUGCGGCAGAAUGACACGGCCGUGCGGGAGGAGAUGGUGCACUUGGCCAACCUCAUCGACAGCAUUUACAUUCAGCUGAACGUUCGGGUUGUCCUCGUGGGGCUGGAGAUCUGGACACAGCAGAACCCCAUCAGCAUAGAA